AGAGAGAGAGAGAGAGAGAGAAGCAGAGUAGAAUUUGAUGGUGUUAUUGGUGCGUCUUCUUGCUUUUACCCUUUCCCUCCGCACCAGAGACCAUAGCCUCGCCUUGGUCCCUGCUCAUAGGCUCUUCUCUCAUCAAUCAUGGCUUUCAGUUCCAGGAAAUCCCAUCAUCAAGUGGCCCGUACAAGUACAGUCUCAACCGGAGGUUCACCCACCACCGUCCUCCUUCCCCCAACAGGCAGACGAAGAAGAAGAAGAAGGAGAAGCAGCUCAAAAUCCUACUAACCUUUUUCAAAGGGACUGUGCCACCAUCUGUGACCUCCUCCGUGAUCACACCCUCUCGGGUCCGACCCUCGAAGCUGCCUUGGACCGGACUUCCAUCAAACCAUGUCCAACUCUGUUGCAAACAAUCUUCCACCAUUUCGACUCCUCCCCCAAACCCCUGUUCACUGUCUUUCUCUGGGCCCAGAAGCAACCCUCUUUCCAUUCCACACCUCCCCUCUUCAACUCCAUGAUCGAUAUCCUAGCCAAGGCCAGACUAUUCGACCUUGCCUGGUCCCUCUUGCUCGAUCGCCUACGCACCACCACUGAGACUACCUCCUCGUUGAUCUCCGCUGACACCUUCGCCGUACUCAUCAGACGCUAUUCCCGUGCAGGUAUGCCCGUCUCCGCCAUUCGUACCUUCGAAUUUGCUCGUAGCUCAGACCCAUCUCAUAGUAGUUCCGAUUCCAGUUUGGAUUUGUUCGAGAUUCUCCUGGAUUCCCUCUGCAAGGAAGGGCAUGUGAGGGUCGCUUCUGAGUAUCUUGAUCGGAGAAGGGAAUCGAAAUCGGCCUGGGUUCCAUCCGUUCGUGUUUAUAAUAUUCUCCUCAAUGGCUGGUUCCGCUCGAGGAAGCUCAAACGGGCGGAGCGGCUCUGGGAGGAGAUGAGGAGGGACAACGUGUAUCCCACUGUUGUGACUUACGGAACCCUUGUCGAAGGAUAUUGCAGAAUGCGACGAGUCGAGAAGGCUAUUGAAUUGGUUGGUCAGAUGCGAAGGGAGGGAAUUGAGCCUAAUGCCAUCGUCUAUAAUCCUAUCGUGGAUGCUUUGGGAGAAGCCGGAAGGUUUAAGGAGGCUCUGGGCAUGAUGGAACGGUUCCUGGUUUUGGAGUCUGGGCCUACCAUAUCCACAUACAAUUCUCUGGUCAAGGGUUUCUGCAAGGCCGGAGACCUUGUUGGGGCAAGUAAGAUACUUAAGAUGAUGAUUAGUAGGGGUUUCUCCCCAACUCCCACAACCUACAACUACUUCUUCCGCCAUUUCUCGAGAUAUGGGAAGAUUGAAGAGGGGAUGAAUCUUUACACCAAAAUGCUUGAAUCUGGUUAUGUGCCAGACCGACUUACCUACCACCAGUUGAUCAAGAUGCUGUGCGAGCAAGAGAGAGUGGGUUUAGCAGUGCAGGUUAGCAAGGAAAUGAGAAUGAGAGGGAUUGAUUUAGACCUUGCCGUAAGCACCAUGUUGCUCCAUUUGCUCUUGAAAUUGCAUAGAUUUGAUGAGGCGUGUGAGGAGUUUGAGGAUAUGCUCCGGAGGGGAAUUGUGCCUCAGUACCUUACUUAUCGAAAGCUGACUGAAGGGCUGAAGAAAUUUGGGAUGGCUGAGAGGGCCCGAAAACUAUCUGAUCAAAUGGCUUCUCUUCCACAUUCGAUGAAGUUGCCAGACACAUAUAAAGAAGGAGAUAUGGCUCACGAGUUGAGAUCAUCCAUAAUGAGGAGAGCCCAAGCAAUGUCGGAUAUUCUGAAGACCUGUAGAGAUCCCAAGGAAUUAAAUAAUCUUAGGAAUUCACCUCAAAAUGCAGUAGCUAGUGCUAACCGCUUGGUAGAGAAUAUAAAGAGGAAAGCUAACGGGUUGUGAAACUAUGGAUAUUUCAAAAACCAAGAUUGUUACUAGAACUUGGUUCUUAGAUGUAUACUAAUUGGAUUGCUUCAGGUCUUCAAUCAAAUUGGCAAAGUUACCCAGAACACAUGGGGUAGAAGAGAGGAAUCCUGGGAAAUGGGAUUCUUGUAUAACUAACCCAUAUUCCAAAGAAUUGAAAGGAUAUCUGAGAGAAGUCAUUCAAUGAGCUGGGGGCUUCAUCUGGGAGUACUGCAAGUGCAAAUCGGAUUGAAAUGAAGAAUAGAUGAUACUUGAUUUUAGAACUACAUCAAACUGAACUUGAAGGAACUUCUAAUGAAUGGUAUAGUACCAUCAGCUAAUGCUGUUUCUUCUUUCCCAGAGCCAGAUUAUUCUUUUGGCGGAAUUUUGGGCCUUUCUCUCUAUGUAGGCCAAAUAAGAGCUGUUUAGGGUAUGUGUUUUUUUUUUUUUUUUUUAUAAAUUCAAAGGGAUUGAUAAAUUUCGUGAACGGCCUAGAGAUUGUAUGUUCAAAUGUCAACUUUUAAUUCUAAUUCUGUGAGAAUGUGUAUGCUUGAAGAUCAUACUCAAAUGGGAUCAAAAGAUUUUCCGUGUAGUCUUGUAUUUAGAAGUAUUGAAACUUUUCAGCUGACUUUAUGAUGUCUUUUGGAACCAAUAAAAACAGCAUUCUUCCAUGUUCAGGCAAUUUUUUUUUCGCUUCAA
Telopea speciosissima is the source of this 2581-nucleotide messenger RNA. Its product is annotated as pentatricopeptide repeat-containing protein At5g11310, mitochondrial. Gene Ontology annotation, molecular function: protein binding. The record is from RefSeq and is a predicted model, not a curated record. The coding region runs from base 38 to 1882 and encodes 614 amino acids. Lineage: Eukaryota; Viridiplantae; Streptophyta; Magnoliopsida; Proteales; Proteaceae. The transcript has a single exon.